Laetiporus sulphureus 93-53 is the source of this 420-nucleotide messenger RNA. RefSeq lists its product as uncharacterized. The record is from RefSeq and is a predicted model, not a curated record. The transcript has a single exon. Lineage: Eukaryota; Fungi; Basidiomycota; Agaricomycetes; Polyporales; Laetiporaceae. The coding region runs from base 1 to 420 and encodes 139 amino acids.
AUGGCCCCUCAGACUCAGGCGACCUCCUCCUCUUCGCAUUCAAAACCAUCAUCACCUCCUCCUCCUUACUCCGAGUUUGUAGAGCCUUCUCAGCAGAGCGCGAGGUCGCCACAAUCUCAUAACACCAUGAAUUCGCCUUCGCCCGCACCGGUUCCUUCGCACGUAGGGUACGGUCCCACACCGAUACCUCAACAGACCCAUCUUCUGCCGUACUACGACCCUCGUUCGCCGCAUGCUGUUCAGGAGGCGACUAGGCGGGCCCGCCGGCGCUUUAUAGAAGCGUUCCUUUGCGCGAUAGGGAUAUUGGCCUUGAUCAGCCUCCUGACGGGGGUCGAGGCACAUAUGAAUUUGCAUGCAGUGAGGAUAGGCGGCUGGGUGAGGGGUGCACUGGGAGAGUGUCGAGACUGCGCACAGUGGUGA